GCCAGUAACAGUGUUUAACAGAACAGGAACUUUAGUAUCGUUCUGAAGUGGAUUUGGUGUGGAAAUCUGUGUGAACUCAGGAUGAAGAUCCUCCUUCUCAUCUUCACCUUCUGCCUGAUCUCAGAUGGAGGAGCCUCUAAUGAAGUAACAGGAUAUUUAGGAGGAAGAGUCCUUAUCAAGUGCAAGUAUAAUACAGAAUCUACACAAAACCUAAAAUAUUUCUGUAAGGAUUCAUCGCCAGGCUGUUCUGAUCUAAUAAAGACAGGAGAUAAAAACAUGUGGGUAACUUCAGGAAGAUUCUCACUGUUUGAUGACACCAAAUCAGCAGAGUUCAGGGUGAUGAUCAGAGAGCUCACUGUAGAGGAUGCUGGGACGUAUCAGUGUGGAUUUGGGAAUGUUAACGGGAAAGACAUUUUGACACGAGUGGAACUGAAGGUGCAGGAAGGAAGCUCUGGGUCUAGAGAAGUGAGUGCAUAUACAGGAGGAAGAAUCAAUGUCAAGUGCAGAUAUGAGAAUAAAUAUAAGGACAAACCAAAAUCUAUCUGUAAGAUCGGAACACAACCGCUGUGUUUUCCUCUAACAACAACACUGUACAGGGAAUGGACACAUAAUGGCAGAUUCUCAAUUUAUGACAACAGAAGUGCAGGAUUCGUCAAUAUAUUUAUCAGAGAACUGAUUAUGGAGGACACUGGAACAUACUUGUUAACUGUUGCUGUGUCUGAUGAAAUUGAGACCUCCACUGUAAUCAAUCUGACUGUAACAGAAGAUCUGUCCUAUGAGAAGUCCAUCAGUAAGACUGUCCAAGUAGGAGGAGAUUUAAACAUCAGCUGUAAAUACCCAGAAUCCCUCAGGAGUUAUAACAAGUUUCUCUGCAGGAGGCAGUCAUCUGUUGGAUGUCAUAAAAUAUCUGUUAAAGAAAGUAAAAAAGAUGUAAAUGUGGGGAAAUUCUCCCUGUAUGAUGACAGAACAGAACAAAUCUUCACUGUGAGUAUUAGAAAUGUAACUAAAACAGACUCUGGUGAAUACUGGUGUGGAGCAGGAGCAGCCUGGACAUCUGAUCAUGGAUACAAGGUUUAUUUCACACAGAUCAACCUGACAGUUACUGAUUCAAGUGUACCAGUGUCAAAACUGAAGCCAACUAAACCUUCAUCACCACAACCAUUAUCAUCAUCAUCAUCAUCAUCAUCAUCAUCAUCAUCAUCACCAUCAUCUAAUCCAGCAGCUUCCACUGUGAUCAUGGUGUCUGUAAUUCUGCUGCUGCUUCUGAUUGGAAUCAUAUUCCUCACUUUCACUGUUCAAAAGAGACGCAGGAUGCAUGCAGGUAAAGAUUCUGUUGCCCAAAAUUCUGUCCAAAACUCAGAAGGUUACCAUGGGGUUCCUCUUGCUGUCUCUGAUUAUGAGGAGAUUAAAGACACCAAACAACGUUCUACCUCAGAAGCUGAAACUUCCACAAUGUACUCAACUGCUCAAAUACCCACAAUCACUUCUCAACCUGUUUAUGCUGAGAUAGAGUUUCCUACAAUCUCCUGUGAUUCUGCUAUUUAUUCUACUGCUCAACUACCCACAAUGCCCUCUGAGCCUUCUCAAACAGUUUAUGCAGAGAUAGGGGGUCCUACAACCUCAUGUGAUUCUGCAAUUUAUUCUACUGCUCAACUACCCACAAUCCCUCUGAGCCUUCUCAAACAGUUUAUGCAGAGAUAG
Silurus meridionalis is the source of this 1701-nucleotide messenger RNA. Its product is annotated as CMRF35-like molecule 1. Bases 82 to 1701 code for a protein of 539 amino acids. The record is from RefSeq and is a predicted model, not a curated record. The transcript has 8 exons. Lineage: Eukaryota; Metazoa; Chordata; Actinopteri; Siluriformes; Siluridae.